Messenger RNA from Ilex paraguariensis (yerba mate), 1444 nucleotides. The record is from the annotation of a GenBank genome assembly. Lineage: Eukaryota; Viridiplantae; Streptophyta; Magnoliopsida; Aquifoliales; Aquifoliaceae.
UUUCUCUCUCACACAGGAAACACACACUGAGAAGAGCGGAAAAGGGUCUGGUGUCUGUCUCUCUUUAUCAACUGAAAACCGCACAGACCUCUCCACCGAGUAUCUCUCUACAAUUCAAUCAAGAGAGAAAAGGGAACCAUGAAUCAAGUGCCGAUAGCUUCAGGUGGAUAACUAAGAUAACUUAGUAGAAAUGGGAGGCUGCUGCUGUUGCUGUGCCUCUAGAGGAGUGGAACUGAACAGUUCCCCGCCAUUCUAUCGUUAUCCAGUAGUGUCAGAGGAGCGUGAGCCCUUGUCGUCUCACAGUGGCACAGUCUCUGCACUGUCUACGGGGCUCUUAGUUGAUACAAAUCUAGAAACUUCAAGUCCGGAUACUUAUAGACGGCCUCCAACACCCAUACCAUAUGAAUCAAAUGUUGGGUGUCCUCGAACACCAAGUGAUCGGGAUAACUGUGGCAACAAGAGCGAUGCAGCAGUGCAAACAACUACCUUUGAAUCUGUUGAAGAAACAAAUGAUGGCAACAACCUUGAAACUUCAGCUGAAGAUCUGAAGGAAUCUGACUGCAAAAUGCAAACCAAUAUUGAUCUUCCCGAAUCAAAAGAACAGGAAGAGGAACUUGAAAAGUCUGGGGAACUAAAGAAACCCAGUGAACCUAUUGUUUCAACAUUGGAGGAGGAGGAUGCUUGUCCCACCUGUCUUGAAGAAUAUGAUGCAGAGAAUCCAAAAAUAAUUACAAAAUGUGAGCAUCAUUUCCACCUCUCGUGCAUUCUUGAAUGGAUGGAAAGAAGUGACACCUGUCCUGUGUGUGACCAGGAAAUGAUGUUCAAUACCACCAUUGAUGAAUAGCUAUCUGGACCGAUCUGCAGUCAACUUUUAAGUGUUUUUGAACACAGUCUCUGCUUUUUGGGUUUUUUUUUCCCCUUUCAAGUGGCAGCCUUGUAGUAUGGUCAUUUUGUUUGUGGAGACGUUGCUUUUUGAAUACCGUUUUGGGUAAAAAGAAGGAAAAACAGGAAGGAAGUAGUAGAUGUAGAUCAAGAUUCAAGACAAUAAGUUGCCUCAGUCACUUUUCAUUCUCUAUAUAUCCAUAAUGUACAGACCAACAGAUCAUAAGUGAUACAACUGGGCGUAUUGCAUUUUAUGGGGGGAUUAUAUAUGAUACCACACAAGGCACACUCUCUCCGCUCCCCCUUCCUCUCUCCAUCUCGCCUGUCCAUGCUCUGCAUCUAUGUGUAGCUUCUCUCUUAGCAUGCAAUAUUUGUAUUCUGUAAGCAGCAUUAUCUGCCUUCAUGCUUUGAAUUGGUUCUGUAAAUUGAUAACAGGAUACUACUUUUUUUAUUGCAUCUUUGGAAGGGUUCUUGGUUGGGGAGUGAUUUGAUCAGUGUGGGAAAGUAAGGGAAGCUCAUGGACAGGUAAUACUUUGUUAAGAUUGAUUCAUGUAUAUAAUGG